AUGCCUGCCAUUCUGCUGGCCUCUAAGAUGAAGUCGGGACUGCCCAAACCCAAGCCGGUGCACAGCGCUCUGCCCAUUCCACAGGUGCCCUCGCGCCCCCUCACCCUGCCCCUACCGCUGCCCGUGCCCCUCAAGUCCUCCUACAGACACAUUCCCACAGUGGGCCCCCAGGGGGGCUUGGGAGCCCCCAAAACCAAGAGUGCUCCAGCGACAGACGGUGGAAUUGACACGCAGAUCUAUACGGAUUGGGCCAACCACUACCUAGCCAAGUCAGGACACAAGCGACUUAUCAAGGACCUGCAAACAGACGUCACGGACGGAGUGCUGCUUGCGGAGAUCAUACAGGUUGUCGCCAAUGAGAAGAUUGAAGACAUCAAUGGCUGCCCUAAGACUCAUGCUCAGAUGAUUGAGAACAUUGACGCCUGCCUCAGUUUCCUGGUAGCCAAAGGAGUCAACAUACAGGGCCUGUCUGCAGAAGAGAUCUGCAAUGGGAAUCUGAAGGCCAUUCUGGGCCUCUUCUUCAGCCUGUCUCGCUACAAGCAGCAGCAGGCCCACCGCCAGUACUCCCAGCCCCACCUUAAGUCCCAGCCCCAGAGCCCUCAUCCUCCCCUGAGCCAGCAGACCAGCGCCCCAGCCCAGCUCAGCAGCCACCCUGCCCCCCCUACGCAUGAGACUCCGGCCCCCACAGCACAAGCAGCCCAGAAAACAGCACAGGUCGAGAUGCAGUCCAGACUUCCAGGCCCUAGUGCGAGGGUGUCCACUGCUGGCAGUGACAUCACACCUCGCGGGUCGGUUGGCGCCGCCGGCAACCGGCGCAGUCAGGGCUUCACAGACAAGACCAAACCAGCCGCUCACCUGCACAAAGAACCGUCAGAGGGCAUGACUUCACAGACUCCGGUGAUGACUGAGCAUGCUCCGUCGUCCCCGGUGACCAUCAGCACAUCCGCCAACAGCGUCUCUACCCCGGCUCCCGUCCCUCCAUCCUCCUCCUCCUCUUCCUCGGCCAUCCCCCACCCCAACUCCAGCAGCAAGCCGUGGAGGAGUAAGUCUGUGAGCUCCAAGCACUCCUCCUCCUCAGCCAUGCUCUCUGUCAAGCAGGAGAAGGAUACCUCCUCUAAGGCCUGCUCGUCCACCGAGCCCCCCCCUAAAGUCAUCCAACAGAAGUCUAUGCUGGAGAAGCUCAAGCUGUUUAACAGUAAAGGUGGAUUUAAGUCCUCGUCCUCCAGCAAUCAGGGGGCUCAGGCGGACAGCGGUGCCCACGCCCGGCAGCUCGGGGCUGGUGAAGUAGAGCGGGCAGAAGCAGGGUCCAACACCGGCUCCCUGGAGGAGGCAGAGGGGAACACCCGGCCCGGCGUCAACGGGACCGGUAACGGGACGACCCACGGUGGUGCCUCAGCCCAUGUCCCUACCAGCGCCACAACAACCAGCAGCCCCAAGAUCGCACUGAGGGGAAUCGCUCAGCGCACGUUCAGCAGAGCUAUGACUGCUAAAAAGAGCUCAGUGAAAGGACUGGAGAAGGAGAAAGAGAAAGAGAAGAAGGAGAAGGAGAAAGAGAAGGAGAGGGGGAAGGAGAAGGAGAAGGAGAAAGAGAGGGAAAGAGGGAAAGAGGCGGGGAAACACAUUGCCACCGAGGGGAUGGAACUCAGGGGGGAGGAGCCUAAGGAGGAAGCGACUACCAGUGUCGCAAUGGAAACGGAACCCUCCUCCAAUAAGAGAACUUCUAAAAUCGGCAGUUUCAUACCCAAAGGGAGCAAAGUGGCCAAGAAGGAGAGUUCUGUCCCUGCACACAGCGGCAUACCAAAGCCAGGGGGUAAAACCUCAGGGGUAGGGGGGAAGGUGCCCUCGGCAGGGGGGAAGGAGGGUGGGGAGCGUCCCCGGAGCAUGCGGUUGGGAGGGGGUCUUGUCCUGCAACGCGGACACCUGGACAGAGACAGAGACAGGGACAGCAGGCACUCUAGCUCUACCUCUAGUCUGGCUUCUACAGAGGGCAAGGCCUCACAACAGGGCCACAGCGCCGCCCCGGUGGUGGAUGGUGGUAGUGGUGGCGCUACACAGAGCACAGCCUGCAACACAGUCAGCGUCCAGCUACCUCAGCCCCAGCAGCACCACAGCCACCCCAACACAGCCACUGUAGCACCCUUUAUGUACAGGUCACAAACGGACGUGGACGGUAUCAUGGCGACAGAGGCAGGGUCAGGAGGAAGGGGCGGAGAAAACAUCCCCUUUAAAGCCAGCCAGCCAUCCAUUGAGGACCUUUCAGCAGAAGAUCCAGAGACAAGGCGGCUGCGGACUGUUAAAAACAUUGCAGACCUGCGCCAGAACCUGGAAGAGACCAUGUCCAGUCUACGGGGGACUCAGAUCACACACAGCACCUUGGAGACGACCUUUGAUAGCAACGUCACCACGGAGAUCAGCGGUGGCAGCGGCGGCGGGAGUGGGCGGAGCAUCCUCAGCCUGACUUCCUCCCGGCCCUCCCUGUCGUCAUGGCGAAUGGGCCAGUCCAGCCCCCGCCUGCAGGCGGGGGACGCCCCCUCCACGGGGAACGGCUACGGGGGUCGUGCCUCGGGAGGAGGGCAGGGGGGGCGCUACCUGUACCCUGGCCCCCUACGGAGACAGCUGGCGGGGCGGGGAGGUGCCCUCAGUAUGGAUCUGGGGGGGAGAGGGGAGGAUAUUGACCUGGAGGGCAUCGCCAUGGAGGUGACGGGCUACAUGAGUGACGGGGAUGUGCUGAGCAAGAACGCGGCGCGCCCUGAUGAUGUCACCAGUGGCUACAUGACGGACGGCGGUCUGAGUCUGUACACGCGGCGACUCAACCGUCUACCUGAGGGCAUGGCGGCGGUACGAGAGACCAUCCAACGCAACGCCUCCACGGGCCAGGGAGACGCUGACAGUUGGGAUGACAGCAGCUCAGUGAGCAGUGGCAUCAGUGACACCAUCGACACGGAUGACAUCAACACCAGCUCCUCCAUCAGCUCCUACGCCAACACACCGGCCGCACAGCGCAAGGCCCUCAACGGACAGUCUGUGACGGACGCCGAGAAGCACUCGGCCUCUACCAACCCGAGCGCCGCCUGGUCAGGUGACGAGGUCAGGAGGUUAGACGGGGUGUCGGAGAGCGGGGUCAGCAGGAUGGACCAGGGCUCCAAGUGGACCCGCCGGAACCCCUCUGACUUGUCUGACGAGGUGGUCUCGCAAAGGAAGACUCCCUCUAUGACACACACAGGGUCCUGGAGGAAGGGCAUGAGUGCUCAGGUGGGGGUGACCAACCCCAGGACUAAAGCUACUGGAACGUCAGGGUCCACCGCGAUAAAAACGCACAGCACAGGUAAAACAGACGACGUCAAGGUGUCCGAGAAGGGCCGCCUCUCCCCUCGCUCCGACGGCCUCCACAGCUCGCCCUCCGACGCCGGACGCAGCAGUGACGACGAGGCCAAGAAACACGCCCCCUCCUCCACCUCCACCGCUGCCUCCGCCCGCACCACAUUUGGCUUCAAGAAGCAGAGUUCCGGGAUGGUUACUAUGGUUACCGCCAGUGGCGCCACCAUCACGAGCGGGUCAGCGACUCUUGGCAAGAUGCCCAAGUCAGGGACGAGAUCCCUAGCCGGUGGGGUAAAGGUCGGUGGUCAAGAUGUGGGGUCCGGUCUUGGUCACCAUGACGACGGGUACCUCUCGAUGAGCACCCGCUCCACACUGCAGUACCGGAGCCUUCCAAGACCCAGCCGGUCCGGCGCCGCCGCGCGUAACGGAAACCGGUCGUCGACCAGCAGCAUCGAGGCGACUGUGCUUUCCGUUACCACUCACAGUAAAAGCAGAGACGUGGGAAACACUGGGAAAAUGAAUGGAAGUGGGACUGGGGUCUCGCUAGCCAAUCAGACGGACCGAGAGAAGGGCGUGUCAGAGGGCGUGGACAACCUGAGGGGAGGGGCUUCCAACGUACCUCUCACAGGGAGACAGCAGGUUGCCUCACCCACACUGCGCAGGUUGUUUGGUGGGAAGCCCAGUAAGCAGGCUCCGGUCACCACAGCAGAGAACAUGAAGAACUCAACGGUGAUCUCCAACCCUCACGCUACCCAUGCUGCCCUGGACUCCCCUGGAGGUGUUGGGGUGGAGAGCGAGGGCGGCGGCCCCCUGUACGGAGGACGAAACCUGAGCACGGGCCAUAGCACGCUGGGUAGCGAACAGAGUGCGUCCAGCCCCAGCUCUGUCUACUCCUCCACGGGGCCCUCCAACAGCCUGACAUGGGGCACCACAAUGAGCACUGGCUCCUCUGCCCAGAGCAGGGAGGGUACCCUGGGUGGGCACAGCGGGCACGGUGGUGGGGCGGGAAGCCUGGGCUACCCCUCUGUCAGCAGCAUGCACACCAGCAGCGAGUCCAUCGACAUGAGCGUGAGCAGCGCUGGGCAUGGAGGAAGGGACAGCAGGGAGGACACCCUCUCAGCUCUGGGCAGGACCAGCAGCAUCAAGACGGGCAUGUCUGAGAGCCCCCUGUCCUCCCCCUCCGCUAGCCCUAAAUUCAACCGAAACACCUUACCUCGGAAACAGGAAAGGGGUCCACACAGUGAUAGAAACACUCUGCCCAAGAAGGGACUCAGGUAUGCCCCAUCAGCCCAGCUGCGAGGUCACGAGGAGGCUGCGCGUGAUUGGCUGCGCUUCCAUUCGCAGGGCGGGCUGCAGGACUCGACCAGUAACUCUCCCUUCUCACCUGGAUCCAGUCUCACCUCACCCUCCGGGACACGCUUCAACUUUGGACAGCUCGCGGGUAGCCCCACCACAGCUGCUCAGAUAAACCUGGCCAGCCUCCGGAACAACAGUCUGACCAAUCAGGACAUCACCUUUGACCCCUGUGGUGACACCCGCCUGAGGAACUCCUGCGUGUCAUUGGACGAGAAGACUCGCACCAUGAGCCGCUCUGGUUCCUUCAGAGAGGGCUUUGAGGAGGUUCACGGCUCCUCCCUGUCUCUGGUCUCCAGUACCUCCUCUAUCUACUCUACGACCGAAGAGAAAUCCCAGUCAGAGAUCCGUAAGCUGCGUAGAGAGCUGGAUGCCUCCCAGGAAAAAGUCUCGGCCCUGACGACACAGCUGAGUGCUAAUGCUCACCUGGUGGCAGCGUUUGAACAGAGCCUGGGUAACAUGACCAUCAGACUGAAGAGUCUCACUAUGACCGCUGAGCACAAGGACUGGGAGCUGAACGAGCUGAGGAAGAACAUUGAGCUGCUGAAGAAACAGAACAACGUGGCCCAGGCCGCCAUCAACGGAGUCAUCAACACACCUGAAUUCACCUGCAAACAGGACAGGACAGCUCCUUCACCAGACCUACGGAUGAGGAGACAGCACUCGUCAGACAGCGUCAGCAGCAUUGCCAGUGCAACCAGCCACUCCAGUGUGGGAUCCAACAUGGACUCCGACGCUAAGAACAAGAAGAAGAACAAGAAGAACUGGGUCUAUGAGUUGCGGAGCUCCUUCAAGCAGGCGUUCAGUAAGAAGAAGUCUCCCAAGUCCGCCUCGUCCCACUCUGACAUAGAGGAGAUGACAGACUCCUCCCUCCCCUCCUCCCCCAAACUCCCCCACAAUGGAUCCACAACCUCCAGCCACAUGCUCAGGAACUCGCAAUCCAACUCACUGCUGUCGGACUGUCUGGACGGUGAGGCAGAGACGGUGAUGCAGCUCCGCAGCGAGCUCAGGGAGAAGGAGAUGAAGCUGACAGACAUCCGCCUUGAGGCUCUCAGCUCAGCCCACCAACUGGACCAGCUCAGAGAGGCCAUGAACCACAUGCAGGGGGAGAUGGAGAAACUGAAGGCAGAGAAUGACCGUCUGAAGCUGGAGAGUACGGGGAGCAGCAGAGCCCCCUCCCAGGCCUCCAUUUCCUCCUCGCCCCCUCACCAUACACACACCCCUACACCAGGGCCUGGCCUGUGCCAGCACAGCAUCAACCUCACCGAGUCCACCAGCCUGGACAUGUUGUUGGAUGAUACAGUGGGAGAUGGAGUGAUGAGGAAAGAGGGACGACACGUGAAGAUAGUGGUCAGUCUGGAUGAGGACCACGCCCAGGAGGCCAGGGCUCGCCACUUCCUGAUUGGCUGUAUCGGUGUGAGUGGUAAAACCAAGUGGGACAUCUUGGAUGGGGUGGUCCGCCGCCUCUUCAAGGAGUACAUCACCCAUGUGGACCCAGUGAGCCAGCUGGGGCUGACCUGUGACAGUGUGGAGGGAUACUACAUCGGGGAUGUGCAUCGUCAUAGCAACACCAGCGCCGCUCACACCCCCGAGCUGCUGCCCUGCGGCUACCUGGUCGGAGACAGCGACACCAUCAACAUCAGGCUCAAAGGUGUGAGCAGUGAGAGUGUGGACUGCCUGGUGUUUGACACGCUGAUCCCCAAGCCCAUGCUGCAGCGCUACGUGUCUCUGCUGAGGGAGCACCGCCGUGUCAUUCUCUCUGGCCCCAGCGGCACCGGUAAAACACACCUGGCUAAUCGUCUGGCAAGACACCUGCUCCUGCUGGAGGGCCAACCCCUGACCCCUCACUCCGUUGUCACCUUUAACGUGGACCACAAGUCGAGCAAGGAAUUGCGUCAGUACCUGUCAGGCCUAGCUGAGCAGUGCAGCAGUGAAAGACCAGAGGCAGAGAGCCCUCUAGUGGUCAUACUGGAUAACCUUCACCAUGUCUCCUCUCUGGGAGAGAUCUUCAAUGGAGUGUUCAACUGCAAAUACCAAUGUUGCCCCUACAUCAUCGGUACUAUGAGCCAGGCCACAUCCUCUGCCCCCAACCUACAACUCCACCAUAACUUCAGGUGGGUGCUGUGUGCUAAUCACUUGGAGCCGGUGAAGGGCUUCCUUGGUCGCUAUCUGAGGAGGAAGCUGAUCGAGACGGAGAUCGGCAGCCGCAAGCGUACCCUGGAGCUGGUACAGAUCAUCGACUGGAUCCCUCGCGUCUGGCACCACCUCAACCGCUUCCUAGAGGCACACAGCUCCUCUGACGUUACCAUCGGGCCACGCCUCUUCCUGUCAUGUCCCAUGGAUGUGGCUGGCUCCAGGGUGUGGUUCACUGACCUCUGGAACUACUCCAUCAUCCCCUACAUGCUGGAGGCAAUCAGAGAGGGACUGCAGCUGUAUGGCCGUAGGUCAGCGUGGGAGGACCCUGCAUGCUGGGUGAUUGACAGCUACCCCUGGUCAGCCACGCCCACCGCACCUGCUGAUUGGCCCCCGUUGCUGCAGCUCCGCCCAGAAGAUGUAGGCUUCGACGGUUACUCCGCCCCCAGGGAGGGCAUCAGGAAGGAGCCGCCACAGAGCGACUGUGACGCAGACCCACUGAUGAAUAUGCUGAUGAGGCUGAAGGAAGCAGCCACUUCCCCCAGCCCUCAGAGAUACGACAGCGACUCUAACAGCAACAGUCGCCAACACGACAUCCUGGACUCGACACUGGAGUCAACAUUGUGA
Molecule: messenger RNA, 7431 nt
Organism: Salvelinus namaycush (lake trout)
Lineage: Eukaryota; Metazoa; Chordata; Actinopteri; Salmoniformes; Salmonidae
Product: neuron navigator 2-like
Exons: 41
Coding region: 1-7431 (2476 amino acids)
Biological process (GO): nervous system development; neurogenesis
Molecular function (GO): ATP hydrolysis activity; protein binding; ATP binding
Source: RefSeq, a predicted model, not a curated record